AUCCCAUUCGGAGAUAUGUUUGGGCCGUGAGUUUACAUUACUUAGCCUCCAAUAAAUCCGCAUGUAAUAUUUUUAUUAAGGCAGCAUUAGCCUUUCAGUCUCUUAUAGAUUCUUUGCGUUACAAGAUACUUGAAAAAGAAAUCUAUUCGUUACAAAUAACCAAUUCUUCGUGGGUGUUAGCUCCAAAAAAUCUAUUAAAAAUAUUAAAAGCAGUAUAACAUCAAUCAAUCGUCAAGGUUAACAUAGUGACAAUUUGUGAUUCUGAGUGAUUACAAGUGAUUUGGCCGUUUGUGUAAGCACCCACCCAGCAAUACAACAACACACCAAUGCCCUACAUAAUAAUACGUGGUAAUUUAGCCUCAUAUAGUCAUAAAUAUCCAUGGCGGGUGUUAGUUUCAGGACUAAAAGGCUCCGAUAUAAAACAAUUGGAUAAAUUUUCGUGUGGUGGCUACAGUGAUGAGACAACAAUUGUUUAUCUAGUACAUCCUUGUCAUAUACUAUCUGCAUUGGAGAUUUUGGGCUAUCGUGUUGUGGCUUCCUCAUCUACCGCCGUUAAACAAGACUACAACGAGUAUAUGUGGACAAUGCGCAAAGAGUUUUCUGAACCAGAGCCAUUAGAAACAGAGUCCGUAGUAAGAGAAAAUCUCUCAAAUAUUGGUAGAGAAGCUGCCAGUUCAGGCAUUUAUCAAAAAGUACAUUCGCCAGAAUAA
Stomoxys calcitrans (stable fly) is the source of this 710-nucleotide messenger RNA. RefSeq lists its product as uncharacterized. NCBI's taxonomy places the organism in Eukaryota, Metazoa, Arthropoda, Insecta, Diptera, Muscidae. The coding region runs from base 327 to 710 and encodes 127 amino acids. Gene Ontology annotation, biological process: negative regulation of biosynthetic process. The record is from RefSeq and is a predicted model, not a curated record. The transcript is spliced from 4 exons.